AUGCAGUUUGACUCUGGAUCUUCACGAGUCGUCCGACAUGGGAUCAGGAGUAAUGCGUCUCGGAUCAAGAUUUCGAGCUCAGCACGGCUGGCCUACAGUUCUAAUCUUCAGAUGUACGCCGUACCUCCUUCAGAAGAAAUUAGCAUCGAAGAAUUUGACGAUAUCGCAAUACAAAGAGUCAAAGCAUUGAAAGUUGUCGAAGACGUAAAGGAGCGGUACACAUGGGGCAGUAAUGACUUCAUGGUGGCUAUGACUCGAGAGCUGUCAAAGGUGAUGCCAAUUGCUGCAGGCACGUGCAUGGCUGCUGACGAAGUAGAAGCAAGAAGACGUGAUGUUAUUGGUCAUUUCAUACUUCGCCUAGCCUUCUGUCGCUCUUCUGAGUCAACGAAAUGGCUAGUGACUCAAGAAAUAGAUCUCUUCAGGUUCCGCUUCAUGAUCGAAUCUCGGUUUAAAAUAGCCAAGUUUUUGAAAGAAAAUAAUAUCAAUUUAGAUGUGGUAGAGAAAUCAGAACAUGAAGAGUUAAUGGUUGACUUGGCUGCAGGUUGCGGUAUCACGAUCGAUCGAGCAGUUGAAACCGACUUCUGGAAGGUGGACUUUACAUCAGCGUUAGAACUUGUCCGUCGUCGACGAGUUCUUGUUCGACGCGGUUACGCUUAUGUGCCGUUUGAAGAUCUAUCAGUGAUUACUUCUGCUAUGCUUCGUGCGAAUAUGACAACUGCAAUGGCGCGUGCUUUUAAGCACUUAGCAGUUGUCGAAGAAGAAAGCCGUCUUCUGCCACGGUUAGCUCGAUUAGCUAAUAACGCCUACAGUGGUAAACAAUAUGCUGGCAAAGAAAGUGAUGGAAAGGUCACCCGGCAAAUGAUUGACCAGUUGUGUGCAUCUUCGUUCCCACCAUGCAUGCGACAAAUCCAUCAUCGCCUAAGGGCCGACCAUCACUUGAGGCAUGGAGCAAGAAGGCAGUAUGGUCUUUUUCUGAAAGCUAUCGGUUUGUCUUUGGACGAAGCAAUGAUGUUUAUGAGGGAGGAGUUUACGAAAAAGAUUGAUUCUGACAAGUUUGAAAAACAAUACGCUUACAACAUCCGUCAUAUGUACGGGAAAGAAGGUCGAAGGGUAGAGUACCCUGCGUUCCCGUGUUCCACAAUCAUAUUGAGCAAUCCUCCAGCAGCCGGUGAUUGUCACGGUUGUCCAUUCAAACAUCUAGAUCACCAGCUACUUGCACAACGCCUCGAAAAGGAUGGGUUGAAUAGGGAUCAGAUCAGUCAGAUUGUAAACUACUCGAAAAUUAGUGCAUAUGACAAAGCUUGCACACGGUUUUUUGAAUACACUCACAAGAUGGAUGAAGGCGCUCUCGGUCAACUGAUAACUCAUCCAAAUAGCUACUACGAGUUGUCACAGGAGAUUCUCAGUGGUGCACGUUCGAAGAGCAAUCAUGUACAUCAGUCGCACAGUUCGUCGCAGGCAACUGUCAAGAAAGAAGAAGAUUUUUCUGACAACGAACAAUAA
Necator americanus (New World hookworm) is the source of this 1503-nucleotide messenger RNA. RefSeq lists its product as uncharacterized. Bases 1 to 1503 code for a protein of 500 amino acids. Gene Ontology annotation, cellular component: alpha DNA polymerase:primase complex. Gene Ontology annotation, biological process: DNA replication, synthesis of primer; DNA replication initiation. The record is from RefSeq and is a predicted model, not a curated record. Lineage: Eukaryota; Metazoa; Nematoda; Chromadorea; Rhabditida; Ancylostomatidae. The transcript is spliced from 14 exons.